This is a messenger RNA of Knipowitschia caucasica, 1056 nucleotides long. NCBI's taxonomy places the organism in Eukaryota, Metazoa, Chordata, Actinopteri, Gobiiformes, Gobiidae. The record is from the annotation of a GenBank genome assembly.
AUGGCCGAGACGAAGAGCGCUUCUCUCCACAACAACAGCUGUAAAGACCACAGCCGCAGAAAGUUACUCGUCGGUGUGGACCUCUUCUGUCUGUUUCUGGUGCUGCUUGUGGCUGCCUUUUUGCACAAAUGCCCGUUCCCGCCGUACGAACGAGGAUUCUUCUGUGGUGACAGCAGCAUCGGCCUGCCCUAUAAGAGCAGCACUGUGUCCACCAAAGUGCUGGCGGCCGUGGGGGUCUCUGUGCCGGUGGUCUCAGUAACCGGCCUGCCUUUCUUGGUCAUUGAAACCAGCGCGGUGCAGCCUUACCGCCGGGGCUUUUACUGCAAUGACGAGUCCAUCAAAUACCCGGCCAAAAAGGGAGACACCAUUAGUGACGGUGUGCUCAGUGCGGCCGGUAUUCUUAUCACCAUCAUGUCUAUUGUCAUUGGGGAGAGCUACAGGAUCUAUUUCCUCCAUGAAGGUUCCAAGUCUUUUGUGUCAAACCCGUACAUCUCGGCGCUGUACAAACAGGUGGGCGUGUUCAUCUUCGGCUGCGCCAUCAGCCAGUCCUUCACCGACAUCGCCAAAGUGUCCGUGGGCCGAAUGAGGCCGCACUUUCUGGACGUGUGCAAGCCAGACUUUAGCACCAUCAACUGCUCCCUGGGAUACAUCACAGACUACCAAUGCCAAGGCCCAGAGAGCAAAGUACAAGAGGCCAGGAAGUCUUUCUUCUCUGGACAUGCAUCUUUCUCCAUGUUCACCAUGCUUUAUCUGGUGUUUUACCUGCAGUCCCGCUUCACUUGGCACGGGGCUCGUCUGCUGCGUCCUCUCACACAGUUCACCCUCAUCAUGAUGUCCUUCUACACGGGAAUGUCCCGAGUGUCUGACCACAAGCACCACCCCACGGACGUCCUGGCCGGCUUCAUACAGGGAGCUCUGGUGGCAUACUGCGUUGUGUUCUACGUUUCAGACCUGUUCAAACCAAAAGGCCGACGCUCUACAGUGUCGCCUUUGCCAGUGAAGAAAGAUAUUAUAGUUCCUCCUCCCGACAGAAGUAACCCUCUCAUCAUGGCGUGA